GGAUUUCGUCGUGGCGUUGUCUUGUGCUUGUUACCUACUUACUGACCGAUCAGCUAUCGAAGGUAUUUUAGUGAAUUGUUCGUAUUGAUCUGGUGCUGAAAAAACCGCCGUGAAAAUGGCAUCGAGAUCGAAAAAGAGUUCUACACCCUCAUCACAGCAUCAGCGGCCAUCUAGCCCUCUGAGCCCAACAAGACAUUCAAGAUUGCAGGAGAAACAUGAUUUGCAAAACUUGAAUGACCGCUUAGCUUGUUAUAUUGACAAAGUUCGGUUCUUGGAAGCUGAAAAUAGCAGAUUAACUAGAGAAAUUCAAACAACACAGGAAACUGUUACAAGGGAAGUUUCAAACAUCAAAUCUAUGUAUGAUCAUGAGUUAUCUGAUGCUAGGAAGUUGUUAGAUGAAACACACCGAGAAAAAGCACGUUUAGAAAUUGAUGUAAAACGUUUAUUAGAUGAAAAUGAUGAACUCAAAGCUGAUCUGGCUAAAAGAAGCAAAGAUUUGGUUUUGGCAGAGAAUUCUGCCAGAAUUUAUGAAACCAGGUUCAAUGAGUUACAGCUUAAAGCAAAUCAGGCAGCUGCUGAUGCUAAAAAGGCUGCUGCUGAUGCCAGAGAACUGGAAAAAGAAAGGGAUAAGCUUAGAAAACUCCUUGAUGAACAUAGAAAGCAGCUUGAGGAGGAAUCACUUGCUAGAGUUGAAGUGGAAAAUUCUAAUCAAAGUCUUAGGGAAGAGUUGUCAUUCAAAGAUCAGGUGUACCAGCAGCAGCUGACGGAGACGCGCACGCGCCGCCAGGUGGAGAUCAGCGAGAUCGACGGGCGGCUGGCCGAGAAGUACGAGGCUAAGCUGCAGGAGGCGCUGCAGGACUUGCGCGACCAGUACGAGGCGCAGAUGGCCAACAACCGGCAGGAGAUCGAGCUGCUCUACGAGCAGAAGAUCAAGAAUCUGCAGGCGGCCAACGACAGACAUCAGUCAUCUGCUGUGGGUGCGUUGGACGAGUUGCGCCAGAUCAGAACCAGAAUUGACACGCUGACGACGAGAAUCGGAGAACUGGAGCAUCAGAAUGCAGGAUUGGCUGCUCGUGCCAGGGACUUGGAGAAACUGUUGGAGAAUGAGCGCAUGAGACAUGCUGAGGACCUUGCUCUCCUCGAAAGAGAACUUCAGCGACUCAGAGACGAGAUGGGGACUCAGCUGCAAGAAUAUCAAGACCUCAUGGACAUCAAAAUCUCAUUGGACUUGGAAAUCGCAGCUUAUCGCAAACUCCUCGAGUCCGAAGAAGCGAGGUUGAAUAUCACCCCACACGGCUCGGAAAAGGACCUGUCGCAGGCGCAGCACAACACGCGCGCCUCCUCGCAACGUCGCACUCCCGUCCGGCUGGGGGCCAAGCGCAAGCGCACUCUCUUGGAGGAGAGCCAAGAAUCGAGCGUGUCCGACUACAGCGUGAACAGCUCGUCGAAGGGCGACGUCGAGGUGUCCGAGGUGGACGCCGAAGGGCAGUUCGUCCGGCUGCAAAACAAGGGCGGUCAGGAGGUGGCGCUAGGCGGGUGGCAGGUGGUCAGGAAGGCGGGCGAUGCCGAGACGAUGUACAAGUUUCAUCGGUCUUUGAAAUUGGAGGCCAAUGGUCAUGUAACCAUUUGGAGUUCAGACCUCAACAAAGACCAUGAACCGCCCAGCAACUUGGUCAUGAAAGGACAGAAAUGGGUCGUCGGCGACAACAUGACUACUACAGUUUUGAACAACAAUGGCGAAGAGGUGGCAAUUUCUGAGAGAGUGAAAAGGCAGUUAUCUAGUUCCUUAUUGAGACACAGGGAAAUGGCAGGAGGAUUUCUUUCUGAAGAGCUUCAUCACCAACAGGGCGAUCCACAAGGUGAUGAGAAAUGCCGAAUAAUGUAAGGUACCAUUUAAGAUUGAAAGCUUAAAGCUAAGUUAGAAAUGUACAGAAACAAAUUGGGUUCAUUCAGCUGAUUCCAUGAAUUUGAGUUGAUACAUUUGAACUAGCUUCCUUCCGCUGGAAGAAUCCAUUUUUUUUCCUGUUAUUGACAAAAAACUCUCGUGAAUCGAAAUUUGUUGAGGAAUGAUGAACAUUACAAAUUCCUUGUAGUUGACCAUGAUGAUUCAAAAUUAUGUGAAAGUUAUAUUUUUCAAUUGUGUUUGUUUCAAACAACUGAUAACUUGAAGUUCAAAUUUCAACUUUUCAUAUUGAUUACAUUUUUAUCAGGGAUUUUGGUUUUUUUUUUCUGUUACAAAAUAUGUUCUGUAUUCUUACGAGAUCAAAACUAAUUUGUAAAUUUCUUGAAUUUCGUCGAUAAGUCGUGGGAGUUGAGUGAAAUAUUUACCAUGGAAUUUGGAUUAUGGAUCAUAAUAUAUCAUGAACACAUGUUUUGAUCGAUUGAUUUUGUUGAGAAAUAAGAGCUUAUGGGCAUCAGUUGUUUCAAACUACUAAUAAAAAUGAAUAGUUCAACUAUGCAACAAAUUGAAAUUUCCAAUAUUUGUUCAAGAUGCUUCAACUACAACGAAAAUAAGCAAGCGAGGCGAUAAGUCUUUCAUACCGUGGUUUAAAUAUAAUUUUUCCCACUAUCAGCACAUACUGUCCUAGUAGAUUUUUGACCUAAAAUCUACAUUUUUUGUGGAUAGUUGAUGAAGUCAAUGAAACUCGCCGAGAGUUGUCAAAUGAGUUACAUUUUGAAUGAGAAUCAAACUCAUAGUGUUUCUGAGAGGAUAGAUGAUGUAGAUUGUUUUUAUUUGUCUACCAGUAAGAGCAAAAAAUUGAUGACUCAUGAUGAAUAUGUUGAAUUCUGGUUGGUUGUGUCUCAGUUCUGAUAAUAAACUAAUAAACCAAAAAUUGUUCUUGUUAACUUUCAUUUCAUACUUCAAAGUAUCUCAUUUCCGAAUCAACAUCACUCCGUUUUUCAUAAUAACAACCUAGCAACACCUAGACAAUCAUUUUUCACAGUUGACUAUUAUAAUUUUGCUUUAUUGACAACUCUAAAUACAAGGUGAUGAUGUACAUUGUACUUCAAUAGAAUAAUCGUGUGUUCUGCGGCUGGUUGUGAAAAUAAAAUACUUUU
This is a messenger RNA of Phaedon cochleariae (mustard beetle), 3060 nucleotides long. The record is from the annotation of a GenBank genome assembly. NCBI's taxonomy places the organism in Eukaryota, Metazoa, Arthropoda, Insecta, Coleoptera, Chrysomelidae.